Elgaria multicarinata webbii is the source of this 2076-nucleotide messenger RNA. RefSeq names its product protein kinase C beta (gene PRKCB). The transcript has 17 exons. The coding region runs from base 1 to 2052 and encodes 683 amino acids. Gene Ontology annotation, molecular function: ATP binding; diacylglycerol-dependent serine/threonine kinase activity; zinc ion binding. The record is from RefSeq and is a predicted model, not a curated record. NCBI's taxonomy places the organism in Eukaryota, Metazoa, Chordata, Lepidosauria, Squamata, Anguidae. Gene Ontology annotation, cellular component: nucleus; cytoplasm. Gene Ontology annotation, biological process: protein phosphorylation.
AUGGCCGAUCCAGCGGCGGCGGCGGCGGCGCCUUCUCCGCCUCCGCCUCCCCUUGCCCCGCUCGAUCUGGAGGGCGAGGAGGGCCACGUCCGCUUCGCCCGCAAAGGGGCCCUCCGCCAGAAGAACGUGCACGAGGUCAAGAACCACAAGUUCACCGCCCGCUUCUUCAAGCAGCCCACCUUCUGCAGCCACUGCACCGACUUUAUCUGGGGAUUUGGAAAACAAGGUUUCCAGUGUCAAGUCUGUUGCUUCGUCGUCCACAAGAGGUGCCAUGAAUUUGUUACCUUUUCCUGCCCAGGUGCAGACAAGGGACCGGCUUCUGAUGACCCACGGAGCAAACACAAGUUUAAAAUCCAUACCUAUUCCAGCCCCACCUUCUGUGACCACUGUGGAUCCUUAUUGUAUGGGCUGAUCCACCAGGGGAUGAAAUGUGACACCUGCAUGAUGAAUGUGCAUAAACGCUGCGUGAUGAACGUACCGAGUCUCUGUGGGACAGACCACACUGAGCGGCGGGGACGGAUACACAUCAAAGCGGACAUCGAAAAUGAGGUCCUCACGGUUGUUGUACGAGAUGCUAAAAAUCUAGUUCCUAUGGAUCCCAACGGCUUGUCAGACCCAUAUGUGAAACUCAAACUUAUACCUGACCCGAAAAGUGAGAGCAAACAGAAGACUAAAACCAUCAAAUGCUCUCUGAACCCUGAGUGGAACGAGACCUUUAAAUUUCAGCUGAAAGACUCCGACAAAGACAGGAGAUUGUCUGUGGAGAUCUGGGACUGGGAUCUGACCAGCAGGAAUGAUUUCAUGGGGUCACUGUCCUUUGGCAUCUCGGAGUUGCAGAAAGCCGGAGUGGAUGGCUGGUUUAAGCUGCUGAGCCAGGAAGAGGGGGAAUACUUCAACGUCCCCGUUCCCCCCGAAGGCGAAGAAGGCAAUGAAGAGCUCCGGCAGAAGUUUGAGAGAGCCAGGAUCGGCCCAGGAUCAAAGGCGGUGGAGGAUAAGUCAUCAAACGCCAUCUCGAAAUUCGACAACAAUGGCAACCGUGAUCGCAUGAAGCUGUCCGAUUUCAACUUCCUGAUGGUGCUGGGCAAAGGCAGCUUUGGAAAGGUGAUGCUUUCAGAAAGGAAAGGCACCGACGAACUCUAUGCUGUGAAGAUUCUGAAGAAGGACGUGGUCAUCCAAGAUGAUGACGUGGAAUGCACCAUGGUGGAGAAGCGUGUGCUUGCUCUGGCCGGGAAGCCCCCAUUCCUAACACAGCUCCACUCUUGCUUCCAAACCAUGGAUCGGUUGUAUUUUGUAAUGGAAUACGUGAAUGGUGGUGACCUCAUGUACCAGAUCCAACAGGUUGGGAGGUUUAAGGAACCACACGCUGUGUUUUAUGCAGCUGAGAUAGCCUUUGGACUGUUCUUCUUACAUAGCAAAGGAAUCAUCUAUCGAGACUUGAAACUUGACAACGUUAUGCUGGACUCUGAGGGCCACAUCAAGAUUGCGGAUUUUGGCAUGUGCAAAGAGAACAUCUGGGACGGGAGCACCACCAAGACCUUCUGUGGCACUCCGGACUACAUUGCGCCCGAGAUCAUUGCUUAUCAGCCUUAUGGGAAAUCAGUGGACUGGUGGGCCUUUGGAGUCCUACUCUACGAAAUGUUGGCUGGACAGGCACCAUUUGAAGGAGAAGAUGAAGACGAGCUCUUCCAGUCCAUCAUGGAACACAAUGUCGCCUACCCGAAAUCCAUGACCAAGGAAGCGGUGGCAAUCUGCAAAGGGCUCAUGACCAAGCAUCCAGCGAAGCGCUUGGGGUGUGGCCCUGAAGGAGAGCGGGAUAUCAAGGAGCACGCCUUCUUCCGCUACAUCGAUUGGGACAAACUUGAACGGAAAGAGAUUCAGCCACCUUUCAAGCCCAAAGCUAAAGACAAACACGACACUUCCAACUUCGAUAAAGAGUUCACGAGGCAGCCCGUGGAGCUCACGCCCACAGACAAACUCUUCAUCAUGAACUUGGACCAGAAUGAGUUUGCAGGAUUCUCCUACACCAAUCCUGAAUUUGUUAUUAAUGUUUAGGCAACAUGGUCAGUCCUCCUGCUU